GGCGAGCGAACGGCUCACGUGACAUAUCACGUUCGCCGUGAGGCGGAGCCCGUGUGACUCGAACUACAGCUACAGCUGCUACAGCCGAAAAGAUUGUUCAGUUGUGGAACAAUCGACAGUAACGAACGACUGCGAGCUCGUUUUGUAGGAACGUUCGGCAUGGAAGACAAGCAAAUGGGUACAAGAAGAGACAGUCUGAUCAGUUCUGGAACGAUUGACAUAGAGGACAAGCAAAGGGAAUGUCAUGCGGACGAAAUUCCUAGAGAAGAAAGAGGAAGCCGUCUCGAAAGCUUGGCACAUGUGUACGCUGACAAGGGAAAAGACUUCACCACACCUGAAUAUUAUCGUCAGGAUGACAUCUGGUACAAGAUGGACAAGAAAGCAGGAAAAAAGUGUGGAAUAUGUGCGAUCAUAAAAGUUAAGAGUCCUGACACGCAAGAACAAUCGGGAGCUGAAGCAGACGCCAAGACCAUAGAAAGUGUAUUUGGUGGCGUCAUUGGCUUUGACGUUAAAGUUUACGACGUUCCCACACCAGCAGAUAUCCGCGAAAAGCUCAAAACGUGUAAAGACGAUAUUGACAAGGAUUCAUCGACAGCAUCAGAUUGCUUCGCCUGCUUUGUGCUGGGUCACGGCAAGGAAGAUAUCACGUUCCCUUUCGGCGGCGAACUGAUUGACCUGGAAUACAUCUACGAACAGUUCAGUAACAAAGUCUGCACGAAGCUUCUUGGGAAACCCAAAUUGUUCUUCUUACACACUUUACGUGGCGGGAAACAGGGAGGCAAAUUUGACUUUGCUGACGGUCCGAGCAAGACUACAAGUGUGCCUUCACAUGCUGAUUUCUUUAUCUUCGAGAGUACCUCGACAGGUUAUCUUUCGUCUCCGGGUUCAGUUGGUGGUUCUUUAUUCGUCCAGGCGCUCUGUCAAGUCAUCAACAGAGACUAUCUUACGAAGAAUUUCGAAGAAAUGAUGACACUGGUCAAGUAUUAUGUAGCACGGGAAAAGAAACCGGAUGAGACACUGUACAGACACUCCACGCUCAGGAAGAAUAUUCGGUUUGCAGCUGAAGAGGACAAGAUGGGCGACGAACUAUCAAGAACACAGCCAUGCAGAGCUCCUGCGCACAGUGAACAGCGCACGCAUAGCCAGGGAAUGGACUCUGCACUGGACUCUGGAGCAUAUCCGGUCAUCGUGCGCCCCAGCCAUAACCCGGACUGUUUCGAAUUACGGAAUGAUAACUUGGAACGCCUUCUCACCAACCCCGAUGUUGCAGACCUCCCUGUGGUGGUCUUGUCAGUGGCAGGAGGAUUCCGACUCGGAAAGUCCUUCCUUCUCGGCUUCUGUAUCAGGUAUCUGGAACACUUGGAGAUGUCGUCGUAUCCAUCUGGUUGGAUGGACAAGGACGAUAUACCACUGACAGGCUUUUCUUGGAAGUACGGCAGCAAAAGACAUACAACUGGCAUUCACCUGUGGGGAAAAGUUUUCAAAAUCAAGACCCCGAAACACGGGCUCGUGGCUGUAGUCCUCAUGGACACGGAAGGUGCGUUCGACAACACGUCCACGCUGGAAGGAAAUGUCACAAUUUUCUCAGUGAGCAUGCUGCUGAGCUCUGUCCAAGUGUACAACCUCACCAAACAAAUAACCCAGUCCGAUUUGGAGCAUCUGAAGCUAUUUGCCGAGUAUGCUAGCAUGGCAAGAAGUAAGGAGGGCCAGGGCAAUGAAGUGUUCCAGAAGCUCCUGUUUCUUAUUCGUGACUGGAAAUAUCCUGGAGAGAAACCGUUUGGACUGGAAGGAGGACAAGAGCUGCUUGAUCCCUGGCUUGAAAGGAACCACACACUGCCCCGUGAAGUCUACGAACUGCGCGAAAACAUCAUAUCCAGCUUCGCCGAAGUGAGAUGUUUCCUCUUGCCUAGACCUGGUGACGCGAUAGAGAAGUCGAGCUUCGACGGAAAACUUCAUGAUCUUUCUACAGAUUUUAAAUUUCACAUAAAGGAUCUCGUGCCUUUUCUUCUUUCACCCGAAACGGUUGUUCCAAAAAAGAUCAAUGGAAGGAUUGUUACGUGCAAGGAGCUCGUGUGCAUGUUUCAGGCUUAUUUUAGCGUCUUCAACCAUAAGGAGCUCCCUCAACCCUUGUCUAUCUUCAACGCGACUGCAUUUAUCCACAACAAGCGAAUAAUGGACAAGAUCGUUGGAAAAUAUGACACCGGGAUGGAAGCGAUCGUUCAUUCCCACUCUGACACUGACAUUCAAAUGGAACAUGAUAGACUGACAAGAGAGUGCUUAUCAGUGUUCCAGAACGAGCAAAAGAUGGGAAAGCAUGACGCAGAACUUCGGGAACUGCUCAUCAAGGACCUUAACGACCACUACGAUGUGUGGAGACAUGCCCGUGAUAUGUGGAGGAAGUACACCCACGAUAAGGAGCACCGAUUUGGGGAAGAGCGAGAAAAGCCCAAGCGCGAUUUUCAAGAAAGUCUCGAAAAGCUCAUGGAAGAGGAGAGGAAGAAAUAUCAGGAAAAUAUGGAUUCUAUGGCCAGAAGACACAGUCUAGAUAUGGAACAGAUGAGAAAGGCUAUGCAGACUGCAUCUUUAAAGAAUCGAAUCUGGGACAUUGGGUUGACGAUCGCGAACACUUUCCCUGGUCUUUGCCAAGCUGGAGUCGGCCUCUUCAAAACAUAUCUGAAGUAUCGCUGAGGUCCUCACUGAGAAACCCAGUGGCAUCCAUCGACAGCUUGGCGUUACCUGACACUGCUGUACCUGUACCAUUGCAUUAAGAAAUACCCAGGCAGAGCUGGUAUAUAGGGGUUGGGCACAUGUUUGGUAGCGCGGAUGUCAAUAUUGGUUCAUUGUUGUAUGUGUAACCCGGCUCAUAUAGGCUAAGUGCUGACAUGCCUGCCUUGCACAUUUGGAAUGUAGCAACUUCCCUGGCAAUUGCCAGGGUUGUUGUUACACUCCAAAUAUGAAAAACGUACUCAUUCAGUGUUACUCGCUGAAUCCCUGUCGCCCCGUAUCAUCUGUUAUGGCACCACGAACGACGUUCUGAGUAGAGCUUGUCCAUAAAUUUUACAAUGUAGCACACGUACUUUGAACCAGCCGGUUCAGAAAUAAAACUCGAGGUCCACUUUUUCUUUAAAACUAGUUACGUGCUUAAACACGAAAAAAUUGUAUUUACCUUUUAGUGUGCCUCUCCUCCGAUGACUGUAUUCUAUACCGGGAAAUUGUUAUUGUAACCACGUAGCACUCCAACAUGAUUUUGGACUAGUUCACUCACUGUGCCACACCCGACAAAAGUCACUUCGCCUUGAGAAGUGUUGCGUCAUACCUUUCCAUUAUCGCAGACUAUGUCUUCACGCACCUCUUAUAUAUUCAGUCAGUAACAGCGCCCUUUCCAAGGUGGAUUCACAUAAAUGUCUCUGCGCCGUUCUCUCAGAUUAUCUAACUUGGAGGAAAUAUUAUUGAUUUUGUAGUAGAUAAGCGUAGCUACGUACUUGGUUAUAAUGGGCGGAAUCCCAAACUCGCUCCUCAGCAGCUGAAGAAGUUGGCUUGUACCUAUUUUGUGCAUCCAGUACAUCUGCUUAAAUCCACUUCGCGAACUGCUUUACGGUUUUCCAAAACUGAGACGCGAGGUUCGUUAUUAGUGACUUGACACGGUUUUUCUCAAUUUAAUUAAUCAAACAGCAAUUAUAAGUUUCUAAUCUUGGUGAAUGCCGUCGAACACUGAGGUUACCACUUGUUCAUUAAUAUACCCUCAAGUAGCCCGCCAAUAUCUCAUUCGUCCACAUUCUUUCACAGGUUCGAGAAUCAGCUAACUCUCUUUUUUUCAGCCAAACUGUUACUGAUUGAACCGGCCUCCUUUCACAAAGAGCGUACAUUAUAAACCACUACGACUUUACUAGGACCACAUAUGUGAUGCUAUUUAGUAUCCUUAAUCUCCUUGCUGCCUGAGGUGCACCUACUAAUGUUUUGACUAUUUGCUAUUCCCAUUGUUUAUUACUUCGCUGUGGGCUACCUACAUGCCUAGUGCACUACAAGUGCUACUUUGUUACACAGAAUAAUGUGAUGUGUUUAGUUAUGUUUUUGUUUUUCCUUGCGGGUAGUUACUGAUUACGAGUUACUAGAUUUUCUAAGACUACUUUUAUGUGUCUGCCUUUAGUUCUCGCUCAAUAGAUUCCGACUCUUAAAACGCCUGCCAUUCUAUUCUAUUCUAUUCUUGUUCGAAUGACGCUUUAACCAAGAACUCUUCCCUCUGGCUCCUCCUCCUGAACUUUAUAUUAUCUAACUGUAUACCUGUUAUCAAAAUAAAAUUGGAAUUCGAAAA
Molecule: messenger RNA, 4312 nt
Organism: Ornithodoros turicata
Lineage: Eukaryota; Metazoa; Arthropoda; Arachnida; Ixodida; Argasidae
Product: atlastin-2-like
Exons: 21
Coding region: 160-2688 (842 amino acids)
Biological process (GO): proteolysis
Molecular function (GO): GTP binding; cysteine-type endopeptidase activity; GTPase activity
Source: RefSeq, a predicted model, not a curated record